Carassius auratus (goldfish) is the source of this 2938-nucleotide messenger RNA. RefSeq lists its product as uncharacterized. The record is from RefSeq and is a predicted model, not a curated record. Lineage: Eukaryota; Metazoa; Chordata; Actinopteri; Cypriniformes; Cyprinidae. The coding region runs from base 773 to 2692 and encodes 639 amino acids. The transcript has 6 exons.
GUCCGAUGAAAACCACGUAUGUCCAUUUUGCCGAUUUUGAGAUUUUUCGACGGAUCGAAUGUCCAGGUUCAUUUCCGUAUACAGCAUGCUUCACAUAUCUAAAUGGCCAAUGAAAAGUUGUGAAAUCAUGUCAUCUGAUUUUCACGUAUAUCCAUUUGGUGUCAAAGCUGUCAAUCACCCCGCGUAUCUCCCGCCCUGUGGAAGCAUCUCGCUGGUCUCGUGAAGUUUCAAGCUCAGUCAGCACUGGAUAGCCGAUUAACACUGUGAGGUAAAGUAUCAGCAAACGUUUGUUUUUGACAACUGUUCUCAAGUUUAUUAUAUAUUCACAACUAUUAUUUAUCGGUAAAUGGUCUAGACGAAUUAAUUGUCACCGAAUAUUUUUUUUAUUUUUAUGAACCUGGCUGACGAAAGUACGAUAUUGAAGCUCUCCACAGUUUAAGUUAGUUCUAAUCUAGUUCUUCACAGAUUAGUUUGCUUGCUAGUAUGUAAAUAAACUCGGUCUCAUUGAUAAGAUUCAAACUUUUUUUUUCUUAGUCAAACUGAUCAAAUUAUAGCCUGUAAUGCUACUGUCAUGAUUGUCAGUGACUAGAACAUGCCUCACUCAUACUGCUAUCACCGCUUGCCAGGGGCUGAAAAUGUCCAGUACUAGAGUUAUCUUGCUACGUUUUUAUUGUGAAGAUGUUAACGCACGGAUUUCCGAAGUGAAGUGAAACAAUGUUGACUGGGCAUAGCGCUAUAUUUUUUCUGAUCUGUUUUUCUCCCUUCCUUCAGGAUGUCUGUCUCUGUAAAGGAGCUGUGUGAAUUGAUGAACGUCAACUAUGAUAGGGCUGUUAUUGAGGCGAUUGCGAGGGUCAACAAUGAGGAGGAAGAUUCACUUGAAAGUGACAGUUCUCAGACAGCUGCCAAUGAGGAUUCUCUGGAAAGUGAUAAAGAAAAUCAUUCCGAAAUAGCUGCCAGUGAGGACCCACUUGAACACGAUCCAGAAAAUGAGCCGGAUUACACACUUGUCAAUGAAGGUGCCAUUGAUAAUCGGGGAAGGUCAAAGAAGAGGACCAACCCAGACACUUGGAAGGGUAACAUCCAGAAAAGGAAAAGAAUGAGGGGCCAAUUUUAUCUUGGACGGAAAAAAAAUGAAUUUGUCAUCAAAGAAGAAAGAAAAAUGGGCGGCCGGUGCCAAUCUGUGUCCUGCAAGAAAUCAAGCAAACUACACUGCUCCGAAAUUGAUGAAGGGAAGAGGGAGGAAAUUUUCAAAUAUUUUUGGGGGAAAUUGGAAUGGAAAGAGAGGAGAAUGUAUGUGAAAACAUCGGUGGAGGUGAGUGAUGUCAAGCGGCGCCGAACAGAAGCGGUUCAAUCUCGGAGGUCAGCAUCUCUCUCUUGUUGUUUAUGUGUAGAUGGUAAAAGGCUCAGAGUUUGUCAAAGGAUGUUCCUGUCUACACUUGGCAUCAAGCAGUGGACUUUUUUAAAAUGGGUUGGGCGAAGAGGGGAAAGUCCUGAGAAGAUGACGAGAGUGACUGUAAGGACAGAGGAGCAGGACUUCCUAAAGACCUUCCUUCUGGAUUUGCCAAAAGUUCCAUCGCACUACUGCAGGUCCUCCUCAUCAAAGAUGUACCUGGAGCCUUUCUUCAAGUCCAUCAGUCAUCUCCACACACAGUAUAAGCAAUCAUGUGCAGACCACAGUAUCCAGCCUCUGUCACGGCAAGUAUUCACUAACACCUUCAACGAUUUAAAUCUUUCUCUGUUCCAUCCGAAGAAAGAUCAGUGUGACACUUGCUGUGCCUUCAAAGCCGGGAACAUCGAGGCUGCCGUGUGGGAGGAACACUGUGUUAAAAAGGACGAUGCACGAGCAGAAAAGGUAAAGGACAAACAACUUGCAAACAACACCACCUUGGUUGCAUGCAUGGAUCUGCAGGGCCUUCUCCUGUGCCCAAAGCUUCAAGCGUCUGCCCUGUACUACAAAAUGAAGCUUGGUGUCCAUAAUUUUACCAUCUACAAUAUGGCAUCACAUGAAGCAAAAAAUUACCUUUGGCAUGAGGGUGAAGCUGGGGUCUCUGCCAACGAAUUCGCCUCCUGCAUUGUGGAUUACCUUGAAGCACACCCCACUUACAAUGAAUUCAUCCUUUGGAGUGAUGGGUGUGGCUAUCAAAACAGAAAUCUGGUCCUGAGCAAUGCCCUCUUAAAGUUUGCUACUGAGAAAAAGAAACGUGUGACACAGAAGUACCUUGAAAGAGGUCACACACAAAUGGAAUGUGACUCUGUGCACAGUGUGAUUGAGAGGAAGUUGAGAAACCGUGACAUACAUGUUCCAGCUGAGUAUGCUGCAGUUAUCCGAGGAGCUCGUUCCAGUCCAAAACCAUACGAGGUGAAGUAUGUUGGUUACAGCUUUUUCCAAGACUUCAGCAAAGUCAACAUCUGUAAGUCAAUCCGACCUGGUAGCAAAGUUGGAGAUCCUACGGUGCAUGACCUUCGAGCAGUCAGAUACAAUGUGGAUGGCAGUAUGGAGUUUAAAUUACUACACUCUGACAACUGGCAACCCUUCACAUCCCCAUCCCUGAGGAAGACGUGUGUCAUCGUGGCCCCACUCUAUACAUCCGCCCCAAAAAUUAAAGCCCUGAAGUUCAAGCACCUUCAAGAACUGAAACAUGUUUUACCCAAGGACUUUCAUCCAUUUUACAAUGCACUUGACCAUGAGUGAUGCAAUUUUACUACGUGGAUGAAUGGGCUGUCCUGACUUACUGGUUAAUUUAUUAAUUAAAUGUUCUAUUUAUUGUGUAUUGUCAUGUAAUUGUUUAUUUGCAUGUUUUAAAAUGACUUUGUCUUAUCUGUUGAAAUUUUUGGAAUUCCUAUCAGCCAAUUCUGAUCAGAAAGACAUGAUUCAAAUCUUGCAUUAAAGGGAUAGUUCACCAUAAAAUGACAAUUCUGUCGUCAUUUACUCACCCUC